GCAUCGGUAGCAUAGGAAGAGCAAACCGAAGAAACUCUUUACAAACUCUCCCCAAACGAAAUCCCCAUUCUCGUGCACGGACGGUUUAUGGCAUUGGCAUUGAGUUCGUGCCGUGAAAAUCUGCUGCUGCACCUUCUGCACAAGAUUCUGCGGCGCAGCAGGUACACAUCUUUCGCCCGGUAAAAUUGGCUCUUUCGCAGUGAAAACGCAAUCGGCGAGUAACGUCAAACGGCUGGGAGAGGGCACACACGAAGAACGAAACGGCAAGAAAUCCGGUUGCCAAAGAAAACCUCACGGUGGUGUGUAUCGUAUCGAUGGCAUCAAGCUCGGCUCGGUUGGUUCCUUCCUUCGUUUGGUGUGCGCCCCAUGGUACACCGUGGGCUCGCGUACGCCGUCAGUAGUGUGCCGAGAACUCGUGCAGUGCGGAGUGCUGUAGAAUCUUGCCUCGGAAACACGGCUACUUGCGGACGGCUUGGGCGAACAUUUGGAGCAAGUUGUUGGGCCAUGUGUGUUUCCAGUUAGCCGCUGUGUGUGCUGUUGCCGAGAUGUGCCACCAUUUCUGCUGACUUUAUCACACUAGAUUCCUAUUCAAGUGCCUUUGCGUGUGUGUGCGCUUCGUUGAAGGUUCCUGUAAGGGGUGUUCUAUCCUCUGCUAAAACGCAUAAAGAGGAUGUCCCCGAUCGAUCCCAUUUUCCGAUAGCCUGGUCUCCCCUUUUCAGUCCAACCCCGGUCCAACAGUCGUAACGGUGGUGGUGGUGCUGGUGGCAGGCGGUCGUCCAGUGUGUGUGAGUGCUGAUCGAAAGCGAAAGUGUCAAAUCCGUCGAGAGAUACGCAGGAGAUUCGGCAAAGGCUAAGCGAGAGCUAGAGAGCGAAACAGCAAAGCGAAUUCGGAACCAGGCGAGCGAAAACGAGAAAGAGACACGGGUGAGCUUAAACAGUUUCCAUCAAAAGCCUCCGUAGGUUUUUGAAGGCUUCAACGAAUCCGUCACCGUGCCUAACCGUGCCAUUAGAAGAAGUAGCAGCAGGGUCGGAACACACCGUGCCCACAGGGACAUUAUCGUUCGCUUACGGUUCUUGAGUAACCGGAAAAACGCGAACCGUGUUGGGGGGCCCAGUUUUCCUAUUUUCCAAACCUGACCGUGCGUGGGCCAUUCGGUGGUGUGGAUUUCCCUGCGCUGCUGUGUGUAUGUCCGGUGUGUCAGCUGUGAGUUUGCUCCUAAUGUGUGCAGUUCCUUACUAAGUGGACGUUCUAGACCACCCGAAGGUGUGUGUGAGUGGAUAUCUAUCUACUUAGGGCUUAGUUGUGGUAAGGAUUUGAAAGGAUCGACUACUAUUUAGCGAGCUAGGUAGAAUCCUCGCUACUAGACACUGCUAGAGCUGGGCUAAAGGACAAAGCAAAACGAGAGUAUAGAUAGAGAACAUCAGAACCCUCUGUGCAUCAGUGUUCGUGUGUCCUUUACGUGUGUGUGUGUGUGUGUGUGUGUGUGUGGUGGAAAAUCAAGAGCGUGUGAACUGAGUGAGUGAAGGGAGAACAAACUCUAGUAUUCUUUGUUGUUUGCCGAAGGUGACUUUGGAAGUGUCAAGUGUGCUCGCCACCGUUUGUGCGCCUGUGUUUGUGUGUGUGUAUAUAUAGGGUCGCUGUAGCACAUACCGGUGUUUUUUUCACUUUCCUGUUCCGUUCACCCCGUGCCAGAGUGCAGGCCAGCAAGUCGGUUGCAAAAUGCCAGGCUUGUUUCCGUCGAGCAUUGACGGUCACGACUCGGGCACCGAGUCCGACGGUGACCUGGAGCAGGAAGACGACCUGAUACAGGAGCACGAGAUGGAGCUAAGUUUAAGUUCCCGGCAGGACACCGUUUCACCGACCGAUACGGCUUGCUCGUCCGAGUCGCCCGCUUUCCUCGGACCGUCCUCCUCGCACCUGCUGCUGUACGAUCAGAACAGCUCCGAGGAGGAGCUGGAGGUGAUCAAUGGCGGUGCGGGCGAUGUGGGCAGCUGUGCCAUCGAGGUGGGGAGCGUCAGUGGUGUGCCCAGCCGGAUGAGUGGAGGUAUCACCGGUAUGCUACCCAUCAUGAAUCCUCACGCAGAUGAUGACGAUGAGGACGAGGAGGAAGAGGAAGAGGAGGAAGAGGAGGAAGACGAUGCCACCGAAGAUAUCGUGGAGGAUGACGUGGACGAGGAUCGAGACUAUGCGUCACCAGCCACGGCCACAACACCGACCGCGAUGGGAUCAACGGCAGCGACAAUCAUCGAAAGUGUGACGGGUGGAGGGGCAGGCGCUAUGGACACAAGCAGCAGCACCCCGAGCAGCAACAGUGGCAGCAGUAUUGUGCGUGGCGGCCAGUUCAUGGCAAUCGGUGGUGCGUGCGACGACAGUGGUGCGGAGCCGCUGGACGACUUCGCGGAGGAGUUGUCAAGCCUGACGGCCGUCCCGAGCGUGCCGCUGACACCGUCGUCGGCCACCAAACUGAUCUCAACGGGGGCCGGCAAACGGUUGGGCAGUGUGAGCAGUUUGCUGGAGAAACGUAAACGAUCCCUAGCGCACAAUUCGGAUGAUGAGGUCCGCUACCUGCUCGAGCAGCAACAGCCAACCCAGCAGCAGCAGCAGCAGCAGAAGCAGCAGCAACAAACCCUUCAUUCACUCUCGCAUCAAUAUCAUCAUCACCAUCAUCAUUCGUUGCGUCAACCGCACCACCAUCACCACCAUCCAGAGCAGCAGCUACAUCAUCAUCACCAGGACGAGCUGCAGCCGGAGGAGACGCCCCUGUCGGCACCGGUCAAUUUUCGUACGUCACCACCUCUAGAAGCUUUAAAACCACACCGUGGCCAUAUAAUGCAACGCUCGACGACGCCACUGGUGUUGAGCGAGGGAAGCGGUGCUGCUCCCACCAACGGGCUACUACCGUCGGCCGGUUCCUCACUACUGUCGUCGGCGGCUUCGUCUCUCUCGUCGCUGAGCGGCACCGGUAUUAGCGGAUUCUAUGGUCCCGGUAGCAGCAGUAGCAACAACAACAACAGUAAUGGCGUUAAUGGUGGUAGUGGUGGUGGUGGUGGUGGUGGUGCCGGUGGCCUUCGUUUCGGUCUCGUCCGACGCACCAUUGGCUGUGAUAGUCCUUUGACUGCUGUGUGCCAUCGCAACAGCACCAAUCCGCCACCACACGGCGGUGGCGCCAGCAGCCUUGGAUCCGGUCUUAGUACAACAACUCGAACAUCAUCAUCAUCCACGCCAUCGUCACUGUCGUCGGCGCCGGCCUCGCUGGUACGGCUCGUGGCGGGCACUGGUAGCAGCCCAGAACCGUGCGGCGUCGGCCCAACCCUAGUAACUAAUAUGGACAUCAGCCGGUCCGUUAGUCCUCCGGCGAAGAUGUUCCACUGUGCCGUUUCACCGCGGCGGCGCCAGUCCCGCCAUCAGCAGCAACGACUGCAGCGUCCACAUAGGCCAUGCUUAGAUUUCGAUAAAAUGCAACAGCUUAAGGCCCGUUCCGUGACCACCUGGCGGCACAGCAACGAGCACUCGGGCGAACUGUCCGUCUUCUGCUGGUGAUGAUGAAUGAAGGGCUGCCUCCACCGGACGUGGCCAUCAGCCGUCGUCAUCGCCGUCGUCAACGCCAUGGCGGAGCGCUGCUUUCCCACUAGCAGGAGGAGUCGCUGCGGAAGACGAGCACGAAGAAGCAAGGGACGCGGUGCCUCUGGUGAUGAUGAGAUGUUUUUACAUGAAUCUCACCACCAACCAGGAGCACACCAACUUUACUGUGGACGGGCACGAUAUUUCUCCGAUUGCUGCAACGAGCUGCCUCGUUCAGCGAUGGCUGUGGUGCAAUUAGUUUCCGAAAGGAGUUAGAUACGCGGAGUGACGCGCGGGGAUGGUUUGCAGUGUCCCCGUUUUUUUUUCAAGGGAGAUACGUAUUCCUCCGACUAGAGAUUCUCGCAGCAGGAAGCGUUGGAGAAGCGAAUCGAGUUUAGCUGGACUUUUAUGUGUUAGUGGUGUUGUGAGCCUGCCGGGUGUGGAGGACCAGCAGCUGCAAGGGACAAAUAGUACAAGCUUUUUAUUUGUUUGAUUUUUUAACGGAGGACCGACGCGUGUUGUACGCGUUUGCGGGAUGGGCCACCAGCCACACAAAAUCUGGUUGCGGCUCAACCUUUACAUUAGUUUAGUAUGGGCGCUCACAGGCCCAAUGUGUUUUUGCCGAUAAAUCGUCUCUUUAAGCAGCGGCGGCAGCAGCAGCAGCAGCAUGCUCGUCGGAAGGCGACACGUUCUGACUCUAAGCGUUAAUCAAUGAAUGUGUUUGUGUGUUUUGUUUUGUUUUUUAAAAACUCCUACUCUUAAUGACAUUUUUCAAAGCAAUUUUGUGAUUUUAAUCGUUAGCAAUGUGUAUUAAGUUUGAUUGUUUAUAUUUUCCACCUCUCACUCAAAAACAAACAAGCCACAAAUCUAGAGCCUGAAGCCACAGCACACACUCUUUCUGGAAGGGCAGGAAGGGCAUCUGCUCGCGAUGUGCACUAGGAACUUAGGGACUAGCGUAACACCUGUGUUUAGGACCCUGUGGGUCGUAACGUUUCGAUUGAUUCCUACCAGAUAUAGGUGAAUCCGAUCUUUACGCGGCUAGUUCUUCUCAGGGACAUAACAAUACUGCACCGCACACUAAAAGCACUAAUACAACAACAGAUGGCAGUAUAUGAGCGGCGUGGAGGGAAGCGAACUUGUUUUUGGGUUGUAAAGAAUGCAGUUAGCUAGCAGAGCAGCAGCUACCAAAGAGAUCCCAAGAAACCUGAGGGAUGGAAAAGAAACCGAGAGAGAGAGAGAGAGAGAGAGAGCGAGAGAUAAGAAGAGCACCUGCUUUAAAGCAACAACAUAUAGUGCAACUAGGACAAUAGGGGCAAGUAAUCAUCAUCUGGGCGUGCCUCGGUCGGAGGAGGAGGCCACGCAUUGCAUAUCCAGUUGAGCGUUUUAUCCGUUUUUAAACUUAUCCUUAACGAAGCAAAGGAAGAGAAACAACUGCAGCGGUGCGUUUUGGGGACGGAGUGCGCUAUCGAAUAUAGUGGUCGAGUCAAAAAGUCACACUGGAAACACACAGCGACAACAUACCUACAUAAGCAUACCUGCCAUGUCCAGUUUGCGAGAAACGAUAGCGAGAACAGCAAACACAACUUUAACAAGAUUCUAAUGUUCAUCGUACUCUACUCAGUAGAAAGAAUAAAACAUCAAUCAAUAGUAAGUAACAACACGAAACACAAGCAGCCAUGACCGACGAGCGGGAACGAGCGGGACGGGCUUGGACGGAUCGGCACUUUUAGGAAAACAAAACUUACAAAUCAAAUUGUGUUCGCCGAUUCGUGCCAAAAAAAAAAAAAGGGAAAAGGAUUGAACUGUGAGGGAAACAGGAAAUGCUAGUAAGGAAACAAAACACAAAACCAACACUACUCUCGCCAUCUCGCCUUCCCGGGGGGAUGCAUUAAUAGCUCAUCAAAUUCAGCGCCA
Messenger RNA from Anopheles stephensi (Asian malaria mosquito), 5476 nucleotides. It is a transcript of the gene Reph, whose product is annotated as midnolin homolog. The transcript has 5 exons. The record is from RefSeq and is a predicted model, not a curated record. NCBI's taxonomy places the organism in Eukaryota, Metazoa, Arthropoda, Insecta, Diptera, Culicidae. The coding region runs from base 1721 to 3541 and encodes 606 amino acids.